Molecule: messenger RNA, 2715 nt
Organism: Aspergillus tanneri
Lineage: Eukaryota; Fungi; Ascomycota; Eurotiomycetes; Eurotiales; Aspergillaceae
Exons: 1
Coding region: 1-2715 (904 amino acids)
Biological process (GO): fatty acid biosynthetic process
Molecular function (GO): fatty acid synthase activity; zinc ion binding; oxidoreductase activity
Source: RefSeq, a predicted model, not a curated record
AUGGCUCACGUUCCCCAAGGUUUUGGAGGAUUUGCCAUUACUUCCUGCAAUUUGGUUUCGCCCAUCCCUGCCUCAGUUUCCUUCGCCCAGGCGGCCUCCAUUCCAAGCGUCUUCGUUACGGCGUACUAUGCUCUCAUCUUCCUGGGGCGCCUCACGUCAGGAGAGAGUGUUCUAAUCCAUUCAGCCGCGGGUGGCGUGGGUAUAGCGGCCAUCCAGAUGGCGAAGCAUGUGGGUGCCAAAGUAUAUGCCACGGCUGGAAGCCACGACCGGCGAGAAUGGGUGUCUAACAUGGGGGUCGAAGAAGUCUUCGACUCCCGCUCUGCGUCAUUCCUGGACAAAAUAAGAGCCGCCACCGGGGGUCGGGGUGUGGAUCUUGUGCUCAAUUCUCUGACUGGACCAUUGUUGUUGCAGUCCAUGGCAUGCCUAGCGCCAUAUGGACGCUUCGUGGAGAUGGGGAAGACAGACAUCUAUCGCGACAUGAGGAUUGGUCUGGAGCAAUUAGGCGAGAAUCGUUCAUUUUUCGCCAUUGAUAUCGAUAGAUUGGCAAAUCAGAAACCAAAACUUUACCGUCACAUUAUGGAUGAAGUCUGCAAGCUGUUUAAUCUAGGAAAGUUGGUUCCAGAACCCAUCACCACACAUUCCAUUACCGAGCUCUCCACAGCACUGCGUGGGCUCUCUCGCUCUACCGUGAUUGGAAAGUCCGUCGUUGUGAUGCCAGAAAACACCUGUGUCCAAGCUGCACCGCAAAACCGCUUGACGCUGCGAGGGGAUCGUAGCUAUCUCAUCACCGGUGGCGCAAGUGGGCUAGGGUUGCACCUAGCAAUCCUCUUGGUUGAUAGGGGAGCGAGACACCUGGUUCUCGUAAGCAGAUCUGGACCUAAGUCUGCCGAGGAUCACGCGAUUAUUUUGAACUUGCAGCGUCGUGGAGUCGUCGUCCAGGUUGAACAUGCCGACGUCAGCAGCGCCGAUAAUGUUAAGUCCCUCUUCUGCCAACGACCAGGACGACCCCCGAUUGCAGGUGUCCUUCACUCGGCCGGCAUAAUAGCAGACGCUUUUGCUCAUAAGACUACAGCCGACAGCUUCCAGGCUAUCUUCGCUCCCAAGGCACUCGGCGCAUGGAAUCUGCACCAAGCGACAGCAGACAUGGAUCUUGAUUUCUUUGUUCUAGUGUCGUCUGUUUCCAGUGUUCUAGCACUUCUCGGCCAGUUCUCCUACGCCGCGGCAAACCAGUUUCUUGAUGGACUGGCGCACCAUCGUCGGGCAUGUGGAAUGCCCGCGGUGUCUCUUAACCUCGGGGUCCUAGGGGAAUUCGCCGGCAUGUCUCGCGGCACUACUCAAACUGAUCAGGUUAUGGGGAUCCUGGAGUCGCAAGGACUGUUCCCCAUGAGUCUUCAAACAACCUGGUCUGCUGUUGAGGAUUCUAUUCUCUACAACAGGACCCAGAGUAUGGUUGCCAGCAUCGACUGGUCAGUGUUCCUCAAAUCGCUCCCCCACCUAACACUGGACGGUGCUUUCCUUGACCUAGGGAAUGAACCUGGUGGAAAGGACGUUUCUGGAUCUAAACAGCCGUUUUCUAAACUCUCUGGCCCCGAGCGAGUUCAACAAAUCGCGGAUACUUUGCGCUCUGGGCUGGCCAAGAUUAUAGGAGUGGAGCCAGAUCGGCUAUCGACCACAGAGAAAAUUGAUAAAUAUGCAUUCGACUCGCUAACCUUCACGCAAUUUCGAAGCACUAUCCUGCGAGAACUUGGGACUCCGUACCCCUUAAUGCGAUUGUUUAAAGCCCCAAGCCUACAGGAGAUUGCUGUAGAGUUAGACGGUUCCUCUCCCAACGGUCCAUCGGGAGGACAGAGCUCUGUCCCCCUGGCUAUCUCUGACAGAGCCAUGGAUGAACUGACUGCUCUGUCAUCAUGGUUCGUUCAGGGCAAUCCGAUCAACAGCUCCAAACCCCGGAUGCUUUGUUUCCCCUCCAUGGGCGCGGGAGCGUCUAUUUUCGCUCAGUUCCUGGCAGAUCCACCGGCCGGACUGCAUCCAAUUGCGGUGCAAUAUCCUGGCCGGGAGAUGCGAGCCGAUGAAGCUGUAAUGGGAAGUGUAUCCGAAAUCGUGUCCGGCGUCCUGAGCGAGAUGGACCGGGUGAUUGGAGAGCCGUCUAUAUUCUGGGGCCACUCCUUUGGAGGCAUCAUUGCCUUCGAAGUGAUCCGAGCUCUUCGGCGGCAAGGGAAACCAAUCCCGCGUUUAGUGGUUACCGGCACUAUUGCGCCGCAUCUCAUUGAAAUCUGGCAGAAGCGGGAUGUAUUGCUCCAUGGUUUGAGGGAGGACUACACUCCCGAGUAUAUGAUGGCUAUUUCGCGCUACGUUGACGACGGGGAGUUAAUCCGCAGUAUUUUGCCGAUGAUGAAGCGGGACGCCCCCCUAUUAAUAGGCUACCAAUACCGUGUAGAAGAGCCUUUGGACAUACCAAUCAUGGCUUUUGCUGCCCGGCAGGACGACAUAGUAUAUGCAGAUGAGGUCGCGGCAUGGAGUAUUCACGGCAGGGAGUUCCGUUUGAUCGAGGUAGAUGGGGACCAUUGGUUCUUGCACCGGAAUCGAGACUUAUUGCGCCAGACUUUGGCGGCGAUGGCGCCACCUAGAUGGCCCCAGGAGUCUUCUAGCCGGGGUUUGCCCACUGAAUGUAAACCACUCGACCAUAUGAAAUUGAACUUGGUGCAUCAGAACUGA